Molecule: messenger RNA, 3338 nt
Organism: Stegostoma tigrinum
Lineage: Eukaryota; Metazoa; Chordata; Chondrichthyes; Orectolobiformes; Stegostomatidae
Product: ERBB receptor feedback inhibitor 1-like
Exons: 3
Coding region: 226-1452 (408 amino acids)
Biological process (GO): regulation of keratinocyte differentiation; negative regulation of epidermal growth factor receptor signaling pathway
Cellular component (GO): extrinsic component of cytoplasmic side of plasma membrane
Source: RefSeq, a predicted model, not a curated record
GGAUUUAGUGCCCGCCUUAUUAAGCAAACUGCAGGGCGCAUUGCAACAGAGAAACAUUUAAUUAGAGUCGGGAGCUAGAGUGAGUAGGGAAGGUGUAACGUAGUCUGGAGAAAUGUUUUUGUAUUCAUUGCUACGUUGAAUCGGGUAGUUAGUUGGAGUAUUUGCGCCGGAUUUCCUGUCCCGUGAAACUGAUCAGGAGGUAGCAUCUACGCAGACCCAACAGCCAUGACCUGUACUUUGAAUGCUGCUCCCCAUCAACAGCCCUACAUCGCAACUUCAAACAACCGGCAAGAAAUGGAUCCAAUUCAGCUGAACAGCCAUUGUUGUUUCGGGAGUUGUCUCCGAUCAUCUUUCCACAAGCCGCGACCAGCUCCUCUGAAAAUGCCUAACAAUGAGGAGUCAUUUCUACAAAUGGAAAAAGAUCAGCUGCUCUCCCCAUUUAAGAGACUCUCUGUGGAUAGCACUAUACAGUCACCACCUCAAACACCAGUAAAAGGAGCAAGUCCACUAUCUAUUUCUGGGUGUACCAGUGAUCGAAGUUCUAAGCCACUCCCUCCAUUGCCCAUCACUAGUGAUGUGCCUUUUGAUGAUGUUGAUAGUGAGGUUGAAUCCAUUACGAGCUCUGAAACUGAUUCCCUCUUGCAAGACUAUAGGCCACUGAGCUUUAGGUACAAUACUCCGAGCAGAAGGAGCUUCCGUGGAUGUGGGCAGACCAACUAUGCUUACUCAGAAGGUGCUAGUGGAAAUAAGUUGCCAGAGAGUUGCAAUAUGAUUAAAGACUCUAACCUGGAAAGCAUGGAGGUUACUGAGAAGUCUGUUCGGCCUCACCGCAAAUUACGGCGUUCACAUUCCGGUCCAGCUGGAUCUUACAACAAACCUGUUGCAUUUAAAAAUGGAGGCUGCUUAUCGCAUUCAUCACCAAAUUCCAACGAGGUGAAGCCUGAGGUCCCUCCUCGAGUUCCCAUACCCCCGCGACUUGUGAAACAUGACUGCCGGAGAUGGUCUACAGAGGUGAUGUCAGGCAUGUAUUGUGAUGAGGACAGGCCACCGAAGAUACCUCCACGGGAACCUGUGUCCAGAAAUAACUCGCGCACCCCAAGUCCCAAAAGCCUCCCUUUCUACCUCAAUGGAGUGAUGCCACCCACACGAAGCUUUGCACCUGAUCCUAAAUAUGUCAGCAACAAAAUCUUGCAGCGGCAGAGCAGUGAUGGAGCAAACACAAGGGUGCCAUGCAUUUUACCAAUCAUGGAAGAUGGUAAGAAGAUGAGCUCUACACACUACUAUCUGCUCCCUGAGAAGCCUCCUUAUCUGGACAAGUUUCAGAAGUACUUGGUGGAGGCUCAGAACACAUGGGAGUCAAAUGAUUGCACAGCAGACAAUUUAAAGACUUUUGCAUUGACCAAACCAGCAACAGUAAAGGGGAAACCUGUUGCUUACGCGGAGGCUCCUUAGAUUUUACCAUCCCUGCAGAGGGGCAUCAAAAUAUGACAUCAGCAAAAAACAGUUCCAGGAUAAUCCAAGGUAAUUGGUUUGCAAUUCCUUGGGAAAAUAGGUGGAAUCACAGAAUGUGUGAUCCAAAAACCAGUGAAAAUACAAUGUUAAAAUACAAUAUAAGUUGCUGUAAACCAGAGGCCCUUGAACAUGACAGUGACCAGGUUAUCUGUACAAUAGUUUUACAGUAGACAUUUUUCACUAGAACAUUUUAGUUUUUUAAUUGCACUUUAUCUACUUUUUGGAACCUUGAAAAGGCAGUGAACCAGGCAAGAUGCAUUGAGCACAGUGCCUUAUAAUAUCUUGGAGAAAGUUCAACAUCCGUUUGGAAUAUUAAAGGCCCUUCCCAGGCAGUGACUCUCAUGUGAAACAAGCACAACACAAUCAAGACUAGAUUUUUAUUACUGAAACUUCUGAUUUAUUAUAUAACUGUCCAGAGACUCUUGCGAAGAAGAACUGCUGCAAUUGUUAAAGGGCACAUAAGGAUGACCAUGCCUAAUAACAAUCCAGCUCAGGGAUGCUCAGUGAAGGUCACCUCUGACUUGACUAUUUUGAGUGACAAGUAUUAUACUAAAGUGAAGGGAUUUAGUUAAAAGUUAAGCACAGAAACUGCCACAAGUUCAUGUCUCUGCCUCUUUCACCCAUCCCCAACAAUUCAUGACAUAUCUGUUGGGAUGGAGAAGCCAAGGGUCAGAGGGAAUGGAAUCAGUGAUCCACUUUGUUUGAAGACUAACAAUCUUUUCAUUGUCCUUUCUUCCUUGCCUCUCAGGGUGUGCUCCCUUCCUGUUUUGAAAGGAACUGUUACAGCUGUAAAUGUGGCACAGGAGAACAGACUUGUCACAUUUUGCUAUGCCAAGUUUGUAAGCACGAGUAGCUUACCCACACCUUUUAAAGUGUACCCAAAACAUGACCUGCAUCUUUUUAAUAUUAACCCACAAAAGGCUGCAGAUCAUCACCAGCUCUUAAUAGGAGAUACUUCAGUGGGGAUUGGCAUGGAGAUUGUUAGCAUUUGUUCUGCUUGUUGACCUCUUUUAUUACCAUAUCUAAAUGUCCAUUCUUCAAAUGAUUGUGAAUAAUUGACCACCCAGAGCAUCACAGUCCACAUUACAGUCCUUCGUACAUUCACAGUUUCAGAAAAAAUGGGCCCAUUGUUUCCUGUCUGGCAAGUGAGGUCCAUGGUAACCAGCAACUGCUUUCCUGUAGCUCCUACUGUCAGUAUUUAGUGUUGUUUGUUUGUGGAUGGAUAUGAUUUGUGCCUGUGGCUCAUAUGUUGCCUUUUUAAGCCCAUAUAUGACCCUAGGUUUGGCCUCCUGAGUCCACAUUUAAGGUUGCUACAUCAGCUAAGAGUGGGGACUGAAGGAACAAAGCAAGGAAAAAAGAAACAUUCAGGAGGUGACUAUAAUGAUGUUGGGCCUCCUAAUAUAAAGCUCAUCGUCUAUUGGCAGUAAGAUGCAAGACAGCUUCAGCCACAGUUCAUCUUGGAAAUCAAACACCUCUUCACAGACAUAAGCAAUUGAGUUAAAUGGAAAAUAAGAUCGUAAGUAAACAUCGGGCUACUAAAAUAAAACUUAACAGGGUGCAACAAGGGACAUAAUGGUGAGAGACUCAGUACUAAUCUGCAGACUAGUUUACAUGAUAGUUGAUAAGGGACCUAGAUGAAGAAUCCAUGCAGUUGCUUAUGUUCGAGAAUAGUUUUGUGUAAGUGACUCAAUUAACUACAUGUACCAUAAAUGAAGGCCUAUAAUUCUACUCUUGUGUCAUUGGCUGUAACAUAUCUUUUAAUGUAUUGUAACUAUUUGUUUAAAAACCACAAUGAUAUUUGUUCGUGUGGUCUGUGCAGUAUUAUU